GAACUUCUUCCAAGCACAUAAAGUCAACUUUUUCUGAAUAUUGUCGCUUGUGAAACGCUGAGCGCAUUGUUUAUAUUCUUCCUUUUGUUUGUUUCAUCUUUUGAGCAUUUUUUUUCUGUUCUAUUCGGCUUUAUUCGCGUGAACACCGCUCAUUUCUUGGAUACGCGUUUUUUUUCGUUCCAGUAAUUUCUCUUGUGCUCCAGAACGUGUUUUGUGCCAAUACAUCCUAAAUUGUUAUUCUUUUUCUUCCAUUUACACUCAAUUCUGCCGUUAAAGGUGGAAUACACUCAAAAAAGAUUUACGCGACAUUUUUGAGAUCUCUACCAUGUUGAGAAACUCACUUAAACAAACAUUUCAUAUUCUAAAAUCAUGUACAAAAACUCGUCUUUGCACUCAAAAUAGUGUUUUAAGGCGGUCGUUUGCUUCGAUUCCAAGUCAAACGCGUUCUAAAGUAUCAAAUCGCCUGCACAAGAAACUUGCGAAUACAUGGGGAAUACCAUAUGUUCGUUCCUUUCGUUCUUCUGCGCCAAGGUUGGAUCCUAUGAAAGAUCCAUACGCUACAUUAGGCGUCGAUAAAAAUGCAUCGAAUUCCGACAUCAAAAAAGCCUACUACAAGUUGGCAAAACAAUAUCACCCGGACGCAAAUCCAGACAAAAAGGCACAGGAAAAGUUUGUUGAAAUCAAGCAAGCAUAUGAAAUUUUGAGUGAUCCCCAGAAAAAGCAAGCUUUUGAUUCCUACGGACCAAGUUCUUUUAGCAACGGUGAAUUUAACGGCAGUGCCCGCGACUAUGAGCAAGAGUUUCGUGCUGCAUCUAACGGUUUUGGAGGCUUUGGCGGUUUUGGCGGUUUCAAUUUUGAAGACCUGUUUUCUGGAUUUACUGGGUCUGCUCGACAAUCUCGGAGAAGCAGUGCAUUCGAGGUGUUUGUGGGCGAAGAUAUCGAUACCAGCGUAACGAUUGACUUUCUUGAGGCCGCAAAGGGCACUCGCAAAAACGUUACAAUUCGUCCCUUGACGACUUGCUCUACAUGUCAUGGGACCGGCCUUAAAACGGGAACUAGCCGUCAAACAUGUUCAACGUGUAACGGUACAGGUCACCGAGUUCAUGUCAUGCAGGGAGGUUUUCAAAUGGCAACUGCUUGCCAAGCAUGUGGCGGUGUAGGCACUGUCAUUCCACCCUCUGGAUCCUGCCGUACUUGCGGAGGAGAAGGUGUUAUUCGAGAACGCAAGGUGGUUGCUGUUGACAUUCCUGCUGGUAUACAAGAUGGUAUGCAUUUGCGUAUCCAGGGACAAGGCGACGCGGCUUCUACAGCAAAUGCUGCUCCCAACGCGCGCUCGCGUCCCGGUGACCUGUUCGUUACCGUUCGUAUUCGCAAGCAUGAGCUUUUCCGCCGUGACGGUGCGAAUGUCUACUACCAAGCAAAGAUCCCCAUGACUACUGCCAUCCUUGGCGGUACUAUCACCGUCCCUACAUUGGAUGGCGAGGUUGAGUUACGUGUUCCUCCAAGCACAAAUACGGGCGAACACAUUACCAUGUCAGGAAAGGGCAUGCCCAAAUUAACGGCAACCGGUCGCAGCGGCUAUAAGGGUGAUUUCCUCGUCGAGUUCCAAGUUUCGAUGCCAAAGUCGCUGACUCCUGAACAACGACACCUUAUGGAAAUGCUUGCGGACUCCUUGCACGAUACGACUGCACGACGAACCGGUAUCACAGGAAACGACAGCAAGCCUUCGACUUCUACAGAUACCAAUGAAAAUAACCAAAAUGGCUCUGUCGGCGGUUUCUUCAAAAGAGCGUUCCGUCGCUUACAUCCCGAAGAGGAUACUAAAAACAAAACAGACAAAACGGACAAGACGGACAAAGCGGAUAAAACCGAUGAAAAAAAAUAAUAAUUAAAGGGAAUAGUGAAGGUAAUCUGUUUACAAAGCAUAUGUGUUAUCCACUAACACUGAUGAUUUAUGUUUUUUCGUGCAUACGGCCCUUGUUGCUGUAGUCUUUUAUUUAGAAGACUGUCAUUGUCUAACGUAGAAGAAAGAAUGAUUUUAAAACAUCUGACGAGUAGAUUAUUCGUAACAAUGCCAUGCGUUCCCAGCACGAACAGCUAGCGGUAGAUAGAAGACCAUGAAUUCGACUCCAAACAGUGCCACGGCAAGCAAUAUAAUUGAUGCAGAGCUAAGUCAUAAUUCGACCAGUACACUUUGUACCCCC
Molecule: messenger RNA, 2204 nt
Organism: Schizosaccharomyces japonicus yFS275
Lineage: Eukaryota; Fungi; Ascomycota; Schizosaccharomycetes; Schizosaccharomycetales; Schizosaccharomycetaceae
Product: DNAJ domain-containing protein Mdj1
Exons: 1
Coding region: 326-1885 (519 amino acids)
Biological process (GO): protein folding; 'de novo' protein folding; protein quality control for misfolded or incompletely synthesized proteins
Cellular component (GO): protein folding chaperone complex; mitochondrial matrix
Molecular function (GO): ATPase activator activity; heat shock protein binding; ATP-dependent protein folding chaperone
Source: RefSeq, a predicted model, not a curated record